Molecule: messenger RNA, 2143 nt
Organism: Patiria miniata (bat star)
Lineage: Eukaryota; Metazoa; Echinodermata; Asteroidea; Valvatida; Asterinidae
Product: cholinesterase 1-like
Exons: 9
Coding region: 83-1882 (599 amino acids)
Biological process (GO): choline metabolic process; acetylcholine catabolic process
Cellular component (GO): plasma membrane
Molecular function (GO): acetylcholinesterase activity
Source: RefSeq, a predicted model, not a curated record
UGUUGGAGGCAUUUAGCACGCAUAUAGGCUCGGAUUUACCUUGGAUAGGUUUAUAGGUACAUUUGAAAGCGAAAACUUCACAAUGUGGCUAUUUCUUGUGGUCAUGUUCAGUUUACCGCUGUCGUUAACAGCCAGUCCCUCUGUUGAAACCAGCCAGGGCAGAAUCGUGGGCAAGACGGUAGAAUUCGCUGCCGACUCUCUCGGGCUCCGCAGCAGCGUGGAUGUCUACCUGGGCAUACCAUACGCCGAGCCGCCCGUCGGCCCGCUGCGUUUCAGCGCCCCGGUGGCCAAGUCACCGUGGGGCGGAGAGCUCCAGGCCACGGCGUACGGGGGUGUCUGUCACCAACCCCCUGAUGAAGCUUUACCGGUGCCCAAGCCUGAUGUUCCACAAAGUGAGGACUGUCUAUAUCUGAAUGUAUAUGUUCCAUCUAGAUCCAAUACAGGCGAGCUUUCAGCUGUCAUGGUUUUCAUCCAUGGGGGCGCCUUCAUAUUUGGAGCGACAUGGCCAGACAAUAUCCCCGCAGCCUUGGCCAGUAUCGGCGACGUCAUUGUCGUGGACAUCCAGUACCGAUUGGGGGCGCUCGGAUUCCUCUCAACAGGAGAUGGGGAGCUUCCGGGUAACAUGGCGCUUCUGGACCAGUUGGAGGCGAUCAGAUGGGUGCAACGCCACAUCAAAGCGUUCGGAGGCGACCCAGAUCACGUGACGAUUUUUGGCCAGAGUGCAGGAUCGUCGAGUGUUAGUUUCCACUUGUUGUCUCCAAUGAGCCAAGGACUGUUUAAGAAUGCCAUCAUGCAGAGUGGGACGGCGAACACGGUGUGGUCUCACGUCAGUAGGACUGAAGCAAGGAGGAGAGCCUUUGCUCUCGGCCACAUCUUAGGCUGUGACACCCCGGAGGAUGACUCCAAAGCCCUAGCCCAAUGUCUCCGAGGAGUCUCGGUACAAGACAUCAUUGCGAGCCAAUCUGAAAAGCUUUUUGGGUACCUGGGCGAACCGCCACAAAUUGGGUUUGCGUCCGUCAUCGACGACCGUUUCCUGCUCGACGACCCGGCGUCGUUGCUGAAGAAAGGCGCCCUCAACGAGGCCAACAUCAUGAUAGGGCACACCAAAGACGAAGGCAUGCUCAUGAUGAGUGCCGUGUUCCAAGGUUCCUUGGACGAGGCGCCGCACGUCGGUAAAGGGCUGUACGAACAGCUGCUGCCCAUGACUAUCGUAGGCCUAGGUAGUAUGGACCCAAUACUUCUCCAGGCCGUCAAACUAGUCUACGUGAACGACAGCGGGUCCGAGUUACCAGACACGCAGUAUCUGUACUCGCUGUCCGACGCCGUGGGGGAUUCAGGCUUCACUUGCCCCACGGAUCAGUUCGCCAGGGCCGCUGUUGAGGCCGGCCGCACCGUGUACCGGUUCCACUUCACGCACCAGCCCAGCGACUCGUCGUUCUUUGCGAGGAAGUGGACUGGGGCGUGUCACGCGGAUGACCUGAUCUACGUCUUUGGGCUUCCGUUCCUGCCGCCGCGUCAGGAGACAGCGUCGGAGGAGGAGCGCUUGUUUUCGGCUGCUGUGAUCAAAUACUGGUCCAAUUUCGCCAAGACAGGAAACCCAAAUUUGGGGCCCGAUGAGGAUACAACAGGAAGGAAUCUUCAGUCUGACGAAGAAUGGCCUCGAUUCACUCUGCCAGAACUGGCUCAUAGGGAGCUGUCACUGCGCAUGAGAAACAGCGGGGCAUUACGGGUGCGGGAAUGUCAGUUCUGGAGCGAGUUUGCCCCAGAACUCGUCCGAGUUGCCGGGGAAGCAGCGAUGUAUCGGUCCGGCUCCGCCCGCGAGGGAAAAUGGACAGCGUCCAAGGCCGAAGAAGAGACGUGCACCAAAGAAUCAUGCCCUUGAUGAGAUAGAUGGACCAUUCCGAAAAAAAUAACACUUCGGUGUAGGCCUACGUAUCGCUGGCGAUUGAAAUAUAUUUUGCCCAUUAACCUGGACUCGGUUUCGCCGAAUUAGUAGACAGUAGACUACGAAGUUUGAGUGUAAGCUCAAGUAUAGGUUCUUUUUUAGUGUGAAUCGAAAGAAAUAACAGAGGCGUGCGUGCAUAGUGUCAGUUUGAGGCCACCGUGCACGUGGCUGUAUCAUUGUUUGAACUUUUUUUCGGGG